GUUCUAGUUGCCAUUAACCCUUAUGAGCAGUUGCCAAUCUAUGGACAAGAUGUUAUCUAUGCAUACAGUGGCCAAAACAUGGGGGACAUGGAUCCUCAUAUCUUUGCAGUUGCUGAAGAAGCCUAUAAACAAAUGGCCAGGGAUGAGAAGAACCAGUCCAUCAUCGUUAGCGGGGAAUCUGGUGCCGGCAAAACAGUCUCUGCCAAAUAUGCCAUGCGCUUCUUCGCAUCAGUUGGAGGUUCCUCCAGUGAAACCAAUAUUGAAGAGAAGGUCUUGGCUUCCAGCCCUAUCAUGGAGGCCAUCGGCAACGCAAAAACAACCCGAAAUGACAAUAGCAGCCGCUUUGGGAAGUACAUUCAGAUCGGCUUUGAUAAAAGAUACCGCAUCAUCGGUGCCAAUAUGAGGACAUACCUGCUUGAAAAAUCAAGAGUUGUGUUUCAGGCAGAUGACGAGCGAAACUACCACAUCUUCUAUCAGCUGUGUGCCUCUGUUGGUCUUCCAGAAUUUAAAGAUCUCUCGCUAACAUCUGCGGAAGACUUUUAUUACACAUCUCUGGGAGGAGAAACGUCGAUUGAUGGAGUAGAUGAUGCAGAAGAUUUUGAGAGAACCAGGAAUGCUUUUACUUUGCUUGGAGUGAAGGAGUCCCAUCAAAUGACGAUUUUUAAGAUACUUGCCGGCAUCCUCCACCUUGGAAAUGUGGACCUUCAAUCGGAACGUGAUGGAGAGUCCUGCAGUAUAUCAAAACAGGAUGAACACCUGCAUAAUUUUUGCAGAUUGCUGGGCGUGGAGCACAGCCAAAUGGAGCACUGGCUUUGCCAUCGGAAGCUGGUCACCACUUCAGAGACCUACAUCAAGAACAUGUCUGUCCAGCAGGUCGUGAAUGCCAGGAAUGCGCUGGCUAAGCACAUUUAUGCCCAGCUGUUCAACUGGAUCGUACAGCAUAUCAACAAGGCCCUGCACACUACCGUCAAACAACAUUCAUUUAUUGGGGUCCUGGACAUUUACGGGUUUGAAACCUUUGAAGUGAACAGCUUCGAACAAUUCUGCAUCAACUACGCCAAUGAAAAGUUGCAACAGCAGUUCAACUCGCAUGUAUUCAAAUUGGAGCAAGAAGAAUACAUGAAGGAGCAAAUUCCUUGGACACUCAUAGAUUUUUAUGAUAACCAGCCAUGCAUAGACCUUAUAGAAGCCAAGCUGGGUAUUUUGGACUUGCUGGAUGAAGAAUGUAAGGUCCCAAAGGGAACGGAUCAGAACUGGGCUCAGAAACUGUACGACCGUCAUGGCAGCAGCCAGCACUUUCAGAAACCUCGAAUGUCCAACACCUCUUUCAUUGUUGUGCAUUUUGCAGAUAAGGUGGAAUACCAGUGUGAUGGAUUUCUAGAGAAGAACAGAGAUACUGUGCACGAAGAACAGAUCAAUAUACUGAAGGCCAGCAAGUAUCCGAUGGUGGCUGAUUUGUUCCACGAUGAGAAAGACCCUCCACCGGCUGCUCCAGCUGGAAAGGGAACUUCCUCAAAAAUCAAUAUCCGCUCUGCCCGUCCAGCUGUGAAACCAGCCAAUAAAGAGCAUAAGAAAACAGUGGGACAUCAGUUCCGUAACUCCUUACAUUUGCUUAUGGAGACUCUGAAUGCCACCACUCCCCAUUACGUGCGCUGCAUCAAGCCAAAUGAUGAGAAACUUCCCUUCAGCUUUGAUCCAAAGAGAGCAGUCCAGCAGCUGAGAGCAUGUGGCGUGUUGGAGACCAUCCGUAUCAGCGCAGCUGGCUAUCCGUCCAGGUGGACCUACCAUGACUUCCUGAAUAGGUAUCGAGUUCUGAUGAAAAAAAGAGAUAUCUCGAGAAAGGAAGACAAGAAGCUCGUGUGUAAAGCACUGUUAGAAAGCCUGGUUAAGGAUCCUGACAAGUUCCAGUUUGGCCGUACAAAAAUCUUUUUCCGCGCUGGUCAGGUGGCAUACUUGGAGAAAUUGCGGGCAGAUAAGUUCCGUGCUGCUACUAUCAUGAUCCAGAAGACGGUACGAGGUUGGUUGCAAAGACUCAAGUACAGGAGGAUGAGAGAAGCAGCAAUAACAGUCCAGCGGUACACGAGAGGAUACCUGGCACGCAGAUUGGCUGAUCGACUCAGGAAGACAAGAGCAGCCAUUAUUUUCCAGAAACAAUAUCGAAUGUUGAGGAUCCGCCGCGCUUACCAAACAAUCCGUAGAGCUGCUGUCACGAUCCAGGCCUUCACCCGGGGGAUGUUUGUCAGGAAGACUUAUCAAAAGAUGCUUAUGGAGCACAAAGCCACUGUCAUCCAGAAGUAUGCCCGGGCUUGGCUGGCAAGGAAACAUUUUGUCAAAUUCCGAAGUGCUGCCGUGGUGGUGCAGUGCUACUUUAGGCGCAUGAAGGCUAAGCAGGAGCUGAAGGCCCUGAAGAUCGAAGCCCGGUCAGCAGAGCACUUGAAGAGACUCAAUAUUGGCAUGGAGAACAAGGUGGUCCAGCUGCAGAGGAAGAUAGACGAACAGAACAAAGAAUACAAGCUCCUGAACGAGCAGUUCUCCGCAACCACCUCUGCUCAUGCAACGGAGAUGGAGAAACUGAAGAAAGAACUGCAACAGUACCAGCAGAAGAAAGGGGACAGCAACCAGAUUGCAAGUUUGCAAGAAGAGAUGGACUCUCUCCGGCUGGCCCUGGAAAAGGCUCAUGGGGAAAGAAAGAUUGUAGAAGACACCUACACAAAAGAGAAGGAUAUGCUCCAAAAGCGGAUAUCAGACUUGGAAGAAGAGAAUGUGCUGCUGAAACAGGAAAAAGAGGAGCUUAAUAACAAAAUCCUGGGUCGGUCACAAGAUGAAUUUGCACAAAAUGCAAGUGAGGAAAAUCUCCUGAUGAAGAAGGAGCUAGACGAAGAGCGUGCUCGUUAUCAGAACCUUGUGAAGGAGUAUUCGAGGCUAGAACAGAGAUAUGACAAUCUGAGGGAUGAGAUGACUAUCAUAAAGCAAACCCCAGGACACAGAAGAAACCCAUCUAACCAGAGCAGCCUAGAAUCUGAUUCCAAUUAUCCAUCUAUUUCUACGUCAGAGGUUGGAGAUACAGAAGAUGCAAUACAGCAGGUGGAGGAAGUUGGCUUAGAGAAAGCAGCCAUGGACAUGACACUCUUCCUAAAGCUUCAAAAGAGAGUCCGGGAACUGGAACAGGAGAGAAAGAAACUGCAGAGUCAGCUGGAGAAAAAAGAAAAUGAAAGCAAAAAAUCUCAGGUAAUUGAAAUGAAGAACGAAAUGGAUUUGGACCGCGAUACAGAUCUCGCGUACAACAGUCUGAAGGAGUCGAGCAUCAACAUGCAAACCAGCUGGCCCAACAGUGACAAGCAUGUGGAUCCAGAAGAUGCAAUAGAGGCUUAUCAUGGAGUAUGUGAGACAAAUCGGCUCCUUGAAGCCCAGCUCCAGGAACAGAGGAGAGAAUAUGAAGAGGAAGCAGAAGCACUGAAGGACCAAAUAGAGGCUUUGAGAGGAGAGAUGGAGAAGCAGCAGGAAGCCUUUUUCCAGACCCUCCAGCUGUCCCCAGAAGCCCAAGUAGAAUUUGGCAUUCAGCAAGAAAUCACACGGCUGACCAAUGAAAACCUGGAUCUCAAGGAGCUGCUAGAAAAACUAGAAAAGAAUGAAAGGAAACUGAAAAAACAGCUCAGGAUUUACAUGAAGAAAGUGCAAGAAUAUGAAGCUGAUCAAGCCAUGGAACAAACGGAAAAGCGGCGUCAUGAGCUCACAAGACAGGUGACUGUCCAAAGGAAGGAGAAAGACUUUCAGGGAAUGUUGGAAUAUUCCGAAGAAGAUGAAGCACUACUUAUAAAAAAUCUCAUUACAGAUCUGAAGCCUCAAACGGUCUCUGCCACAGUGCCCUGCCUUCCUGCUUACAUCCUCUACAUGUGCAUCAGAUACGCGGAUUACAUUAAUGAUGACCACAAAGUGCACUCCUUGCUUACCUCCACCAUUAAUGGCAUUAAAAAAGUAUUAAAGAAACAUAACGAUGACUUUGAGAUGACAUCAUUUUGGUUGGCUAACACCUGUCGCCUUCUACAUUGUCUGAAGCAAUACAGUGGAGAUACGGGUUUUAUGACACAAAACACUCCUAAGCAGAAUGAACAUUGUCUGAAGAACUUUGAUCUCACUGAGUAUCGCCAAGUCCUAAGUGAUCUUUCUAUUCAGAUCUACCAGCAGCUCAUUAAAAUUGCAGAAGGCACCUUACAACCCAUGAUAGUGACUGCGGUGUUGGAAAAUGAAAGCAUCCAGGGCCUGUCAGGCGUGAAACCAAUGGGUUACCGCAAGCGAAGCUCCAGCAUGGGGGACAGUGACAACUCAUACACUCUGGAGGCAAUCAUCCAUCAGUUGAAUACCUUUCAUAGUGUCAUGUACGAUCAGGGCCUUGACCCCGAGAUCAUCCAGCAGGCCAUUAAGCAACUCUUCUACAUGAUUACUGCCGUGGCCCUGAAUAACCUGCUGCUAAGGAAGGAUGUCUGUUCUUGGAGCACUGGAGUCCAACUGAGGUUUAACAUCAGUCAGCUGGAGGAAUGGUUGCGGGGCAAGAAUCUGCAUCAAAGUGGGGCUGUGGAGACUCUGGAGCCUCUGAUUCAAGCAGCACAGCUCCUACAGCUGAAGAAGAAAACAUCAGAAGAUGCUGAGGCAAUCUGCUCUUUGUGCACAUCGCUCACAACGCAGCAGAUUGUAAAAAUACUCAAUCUCUACACUCCCGUGAAUGAGUUUGAAGAGCGAGUGACAGUAGCCUUCAUAAGAAAUAUUCAGACCCAGUUGCAAGACCGGAAUGAUCCCCCACAGCUGCUGCUAGACUUCAAGUUCAUGUUCCCUGUUUUAUUUCCAUUCAGUCCUUCCUCUUUAACCAUGGACUCUAUUCACAUUCCUGCUUCUCUUGACCUGGAAUUCCUCAACAAAGUCUGAAAUUAUUAACUUGACUUGUAGCCAAAUUCCCAAAAGUUCAAGGGGAAAACAAAAAACACAUACAAAGAAGAACUGAAGGAUCUCUUCAAAUGUGGACCAAAUGAACAGUUAAAAGAACCAAUACACAUUAGUCAGUCAAUCAGUCAGUGCUAAAUUGUACAGCAUAAGAAUCUAAUCUAAUAUUUUGGUUGAAUUCUUAUAUUUUGGUGGGGUUUUGUUUAUUUGUGGGGUUUUUUUUGUUGUUUUUGAGGGAAACAGAUCUUUCAGCUAAAACUUGAAACAAAGGGGAUUUGUAUUGUCUCAUACCAUGCUAAAAUAAUUGUCUCCUGGUGACCAUUAAGACCCAACAUUAGUAAACGGAAUAUCUAUUUUAAUUUUUUUAGCCUAUCAAAACGUUGAAAUAACAAUGAGAAGGCUAUAUGAACACAUCUUUAAUCUUUGCAGGCUUAUGAGUUUGGCUGACAUAUAUUAGAAGCAGAUAUCAGUUUUUCAGUUGUUACCAGCAGCCACUGUUUAAAAACAAAAUCUUGUUUCAGCAAAUAAGGUUUCUGCAGGCCACACUAAAAAUUCAUGACAGUUUGAAAUGAAACUGUGGGGCAGAGAUGAACAUCACUUGGAAGCUUGAGAAGUGGUUACAUUUGUUCCCUUAGCUCCCUUUAACCACUAAUGUGUAUGUACCAUAAAGCAAUCGCUCUGAGAGUUACCAGUUCACCUUUCUGGCUAUCAGAUGCUAAUAAAUAUUUCUUACAUAACAACAAAAAGGAAAGAUGUCACAG
Pogona vitticeps (central bearded dragon) is the source of this 5696-nucleotide messenger RNA. The record is from RefSeq and is a predicted model, not a curated record. NCBI's taxonomy places the organism in Eukaryota, Metazoa, Chordata, Lepidosauria, Squamata, Agamidae.